Morone saxatilis (striped sea-bass) is the source of this 1248-nucleotide messenger RNA. Its product is annotated as G-protein coupled estrogen receptor 1-like. Gene Ontology annotation, biological process: G protein-coupled receptor signaling pathway; cellular response to estradiol stimulus. Gene Ontology annotation, cellular component: membrane. Lineage: Eukaryota; Metazoa; Chordata; Actinopteri; Moronidae. The record is from RefSeq and is a predicted model, not a curated record. The transcript has a single exon. Gene Ontology annotation, molecular function: G protein-coupled receptor activity; nuclear estrogen receptor activity. The coding region runs from base 1 to 1248 and encodes 415 amino acids.
AUGACCAUGUAUGUGGACUACAGAGGCAUCAUGGAGAAUCACUUGACUGUUAAACAGCUAAAUUACACACAAAAGGCAGUCGUCUCAGAUUUUCUGCAGGCGGCUUCAGAGAGCCCUCACCAUUAUGUUAUUAGCCUCUUCCUCUCCAUCAUCUACACUAUAUUUCUGUUUCCUAUCGGCUUCAUUGGGAACAUCCUCAUCUUAGUGGUCAACCUGGACCACAGGGGCCGCUUCACAGCCCCGGACCUCUACUUUGUGAACCUGGCCGUGGCCGACCUCGCCCUUGUUGCCGACUCUCUAAUCGAGGUGUUCAACCUGAAGCAGGGCUACUACGACAUGGCCGGCCUCUGCACCUUCAUGAACCUUUUCCAGCAGCUCAACAUGUACAGCAGCGUCUUCUUCUUAACCUGGAUGAGCUUCGACCGGUUUGUCGCACUGACUGGCCUCAUAGGUCGCAGCAUGCCGCGCGCACGCCUCAGCUGCUGCCUUAUCUGGAUGUCCUCGUCUUUGUUCACCCUGCUCCCUUUUGCUAUUGCUCAAAGGCAGCACGCCGGAGAGCUCCACUUCUGCUUCGCCAACGUGACCCAGAUUCAGUGGCUGGAGGUGACGCUGGGUUUCUUGCUGCCUUUUUGCAUCUUGGGUCUGUGCUACUGGAGAAUAGCACGGGUGCUUCAGAAUCACGGCCCACAGCAGAGGCCUCGCAGGCAGAAAUCCCUGCGGAUGAUCUCAGCAGCUGUGUUAGUCUUCUUCCUCUGCUGGCUCCCGGAGAAUGUGUUUAUAAGUGUUCACCUUCUGAGAGGUGACACAGACGGCAGGAGCACACUGUGGCAGGACUACCCCUUGACAGGUCAUGCUGUCAGACUGGCGGCCUUCUCAAACAGCUGCCUGAACCCGCUCAUCUACAGUUUCCUCGGGGAGACCUUUCAAGAGAAACUGAGGCUUUUUCUCCUGGAGAAGAGCAGAUGGGUCAAGCUGCACAGAUCAGGCUCAGGAAGAUCCAUCUAUGUACAAGCUGCAAGCACAAGCAGCCAUGCAAUAUGCGACAGACCAGGCCAGUCCACACAUUUAAGCUCCAACAUCCUUCCACAAACUGUUAUACUCCCUUCAAAUAAAUACCAACUGCAUGCGGUAGGUCACACAGAAACUACAGAACAACAUCGCUGUGCCAUGAGUGUGAAGACAGUUAUCAUUAAAGGACAAUGUAAAAGAAAGGACUCAAACUGUUGUGGAAAAUCUUCACCUAUUUAA